AUGGGGAAAUCAGAUUUCCUCAGCCCCAAGGCCAUCGCCAACCGUAUCAAGUGCAAGGGGCUGCAGAAGCUGCGCUGGUACUGCCAGAUGUGCCAGAAGCAGUGCCGCGACGAGAACGGCUUCAAGUGCCACUGCAUGUCCCAGUCCCACCAGAGGCAGCUGCUGCUGGCUGCUGAAAACCCUCAGCAAUUCAUGGAUCGCUUCUCCGAGGAGUUCCGGAAGGAUUUCCUGGAGCUGCUCAGGAGGCGAUUUGGCACGAGGAGGGUGCACAAUAAUAUUGUGUACAAUGAGUACAUCAGCCAUCGGGAGCACGUCCACAUGAAUGCCACGCGCUGGGAGACCCUGACAGACUUCACCAAGUGGCUGGGGAGAGAAGGUCUCUGCAGGGUUUGUGAGACCCCUAAAGGCUGGUACAUCCAGUACAUCGACAGGGACCCAGAGACCAUUCGCAGGCAGCAAGAACAAGAGAGGAAGAAGAAGCAGGACCUUGAUGAUGAAGAAAAAACUGCUAAAUUCAUUGAGCAACAAGUUCGAAGAGGUUUGGAGGGGAAAGAACUGGAAAUGCCAGUCUAUACUGCAUUGAACAGAGAAAACAAAGAAGGAAAAGUUACAUUUAAAUUAAACAAAGGAGCAAGCGCUUCAGCUGCAGCAUCUUCUCAAACAAGUGUCCUUGCACUGAAGAUGGUGGAGGGUGCAGUUAAAAGAAAAGGAGCAGCUCAUUGCUCUGGCCAGCCCAAAAAGAAAAAGAAGAAAUCUGCACUUGAUGAGAUCAUGGAGCUUGAAGAGGAGAAGAAAAGAACAUCUCAAAGAGACCACUGGUUGCAGCCCGCAAUCAUUGUAAGAAUUGUAACAAGAAAGCUUGCAGAGAAGUACCACAAGAAGAAGGCAGUUGUUAAGGAAGUGAUUGACAAAUACACAGCUAUUGUGAAGGUGGUUGACUCUGGGGACAAACUGAAGCUCGAUCAGACACACCUAGAAACUGUAAUACCAGCACCAGGCAAGAAAGUGCUGGUAUUAAAUGGUGGGUACAGGGGAAAUGAAGGCAUUUUGGAGUCCAUCAAUGAGGAGAGGUUCUCAGUGACAAUAAUCAUCAACUCGGGACCUUUAAGAGGGCGCAGAGUUGAAGAUAUCCAAUAUGAAGAUGUUUCCAAACUCGCCUGAGGUGCUAAAUCAUGCAUCAGAGAAGAUCUGAGUUCUCAAAGCCUUCUUCCUGACAUCUUUCAGGCAGACACAAGACUCUGUAGUAUAGUAAAUCCUGAAUUAGUCCUUUGCUAAAUUGUUACAUUUCAGUUCUAAGUUAAGCUAAAUGCUGUUAAGUUUAAAUGUUGUAAAGUGUUAUUGAACCUUUAGGUCAUACUCCUAUUUGUCCUUACCCCUUUAUCUUUUGUCACACCCUCCUCCCACACCCCUUACCUCCAUGUAAAUAGUUUUCAGUUUAUUUUGCUUUGGAUUGAUUGACUUGGCAUUUUAGUUUUUUGCUUUUCCUUGGUGUG
Molecule: messenger RNA, 1493 nt
Organism: Motacilla alba alba
Lineage: Eukaryota; Metazoa; Chordata; Aves; Passeriformes; Motacillidae
Product: DNA/RNA-binding protein KIN17-like
Exons: 1
Coding region: 1-1161 (386 amino acids)
Biological process (GO): DNA replication; DNA damage response
Cellular component (GO): nucleus
Molecular function (GO): double-stranded DNA binding
Source: RefSeq, a predicted model, not a curated record